UCUACGCGGGCAGGAUGGACCAGUUGUAUUUCGGCUCACAAAUCGAGCUUCUUUGCAAGACCCAGGUCCGGUAUGUGGGUACUCUGUACUCUAUCGAUGCUCAAAACCACACAGUAGCUCUCCAGAACGUGCGGUCGUUUGGAACAGAGGGUCGCACAGGUGGCGCCAAUGAGGUCGCAGCCUCGGCCAAGGUCGACGACUUUCUCAUCUUCAAGGGCUCGGACAUUGCCGACUUGCGGGUGGCGGCCGUGGCGGGAGCACCUGAGGCUGUUGCGCCUGCACCUGUGCCUGCACCUGUGCCUGAGCCUGCGCCUACGACUGCGCCUGCGCCUGCGCCCGCUGGGUGGGGCGGGCUGGCGACGCCGGCGCAAACCGAUGCCAGCCAGCCGAGCCAGCAGACGGCUCAGGUGCUGUACGCGCAGCAACAGCAGCAGAUGUACCAGCAGCAGCAGAUGAUGUUGUAUCAUCAGCAGCUGGUGGCGGCGCAGGCGGCACAGGUCAAGGCGCAGGCGCAGGCGGCGGCGGCGACACAGGCGCAGGCUGCUCAAGCACAGGCUGCUCAGGCUCGCCUCCCGGCCCAGCCGCUUGUCCAUCCGCCGGUGCAAUCGGCCGCGCCGACGUCGCUGCUGCCACCGUCGCAGACAUCGCUGCCGACACUCGGCGGGCGGUCUCUGGCGCCCAAGGGCGGCGCGCAGAAGCACGGUGGGCGGCAAGGCGCACGUGGUAAGAACCAGAGCCGGAAUCAGGGCGGGAACCAGGAAGGGAAUCGGCGGAGCCAAGGGAGCGCGCACCCUGCGUCGCGCGCGCCGCCGGCGGUGCCUGACGCAGAGUUUGACUUUGGUGCGGCAAACAAGCGGUUUGCGGCGGCGGCAACGGUGGCGACGGGCGAUCUCGACGAUGACCUGGGCAAGUACGAGAAGUCGUCGUUCUUUGACACCAUCUCCAACGACGCGUCGGAUCGGGCCAAGCGGGCGCAGGCCGGCGUGACCGGCCGUGAGAUGCGGGCCAAGCAGGCCGAGCUCGACUCGGAGACCUUUGGCACGACGGCGUCGACGGCACAGCGGUCGAACAACAACCGCAACCGUAACCGCAACCGCAACCGCAACCGCAACCGCCGCGGCGGAGGCCGAGGCCGUGGCCGCGGCGGGCGGUCAGGCGGCAACGGGAGAAGGACCAAUGCCUACGGCUUUACCUCGUAG
Thecamonas trahens ATCC 50062 is the source of this 1199-nucleotide messenger RNA. RefSeq lists its product as uncharacterized. The transcript has 3 exons. Bases 15 to 1199 code for a protein of 394 amino acids. The record is from RefSeq and is a predicted model, not a curated record. NCBI's taxonomy places the organism in Eukaryota, Apusomonadida, Apusomonadidae.